AUGGACGAGGAGAUCGAAAAAAUCCGAAUGCAGAUAGAGAACAAUAUCACCAAAAUUGCAGUCCUAAAAGUUAAUUUGUGUGAACUGAAGGAUCCCGAAAAGUUGAUGGCUGCUGCAUCAGAUUCACUUCCAACUUGUUCUAUUUGCUUGGAGCGAUACAAUAAAGAAGAUCACUUGGAGUCUGUUCUUACUACUUGUGGACACAAAUUUGGGCGAUCUUGUAUCGAGAAAAGCUUGGAAACCAACGAAUACUGCCCCAAAUGCAACAAAAUUUCCAAAAACCAAAAUGUUCUCACUAUAUUUGAAUAG
This is a messenger RNA of Oikopleura dioica, 309 nucleotides long. The record is from the annotation of a GenBank genome assembly. Lineage: Eukaryota; Metazoa; Chordata; Appendicularia; Copelata; Oikopleuridae.